This is a messenger RNA of Nematocida minor, 3201 nucleotides long. RefSeq lists its product as uncharacterized. NCBI's taxonomy places the organism in Eukaryota, Fungi, Microsporidia. Gene Ontology annotation, molecular function: protein binding. The record is from RefSeq and is a predicted model, not a curated record. The transcript has a single exon. Bases 1 to 3201 code for a protein of 1066 amino acids.
AUGAAGAAGCUUCGAAAGAUCAUUCUAAACCACAUAAAAACCCGCGAUAUUGAAAAAGCACUGAGCACCGCACUAGAUGCUUUGGAAGAUGAAGAAGAUGGCAAGAUACUAUUUUACGCAGGAUACUGCUACUAUCUACAGAACAAGUACGGUAAGUCUGUGGAGUACUACAAAAGAGCCCUGAAGCUGUCCGUGUCUCCUGAGGACUUGCUAGAUAUAUACAAAGGCCUGUCAAAGAUAUACAUAACGUACGAGUUUCUGUAUUUAGAUGCAAAGGACAUAAUAGAAAUAGAAGCCGCUCUUCUUGCCGUGUUGAAAAAUGCAAAAGACAGUGAAUACACAGAAACCGAGUAUUCGUGCAUUGUCUUCCUGUCUAAUAUAUACCUGUACAACGACAUAGAGAAAUACAUGAGCUUUUUCAGCACUUACUGUCUGAGAAAAGAUUCCAUUGACAGUUUAGCUAUGAAGGAUAGAUUCGAAGAAGAAGGACACAAUAUGCUUAAGAGCUAUUUUAUGACAAGACUUAGAAAUUUUGAAAAAGACUUGAAGUCCAUUGUAGACAGCGGAGGGUUCUCUGUCUGCAGGAAAGAGAUAGCUAGAAAGCUGGAGUGUAUAAUAGAAAAGUGUUUAGACCUAGACAAGUACUAUAGUGCCCUCGUGGAAAAGUAUCCAAAAAUAUUUUUGGAAGAAGUUGCCAAUUUGUAUCUCUUGUUUCUUACAACAAGAACGUAUAGCGGUUACAAAUCCAUUGGGAGACUGCUCCUGUUUAUAAGAGAGCUAGUGUGUAACGGUGUGGAAAUAGAGAACAAAGCAGCUGUGCUAAUGGUGCUAUCUGAUUUUUUAAACAUUCCUGCCGUGCUAGGAGAGAUAUCGCACUAUAAAAAAGUUUACUACAACACGCUAUCGCCAACCAUCAGGCUUUUGAGGUUCCCAAAUGAGAAAAAAGUUGUCUUAGAGAUCUACCAGGAAAUGGAAAACGCACUGGGGCUCAGCUACAAACUGAAGAAGGAGUAUUUAGACACGCUCGUUCUAGAGAGCAUGACAAAAGAUGAAAUACUCAGCAAUAGACAAUAUAGCAUAAAGAGUGCCAUAGAAUUGCACCAUUCUGAGCCAUCGGAUAAUGUAAAGGGAGGAUGCUCUAACAGCCCUAGGAAAAUAUCGCAUCCCAGGAACAUUCUAAUUCUAAUGAACUACGCAAUGCAGUCGAUGAACAUAAAAGUGAUGAACGAUCUUCUUUGUAGCAUCUAUGAAGAGGGACCGCUUGGUGACGAUGUGCUCUCUGAGUGUUUGCAAUAUGAAAAAAUACCGAAGAGUACUUUGUCUGUAUUGGGCAAUGAAAAAACAAAAGAAGAAUGUGCAAGCAGCCAAGAAUCUAAAACUGAUUCUACUACUGCAAGUGGAUUGGAAGACUUAUCCGCUGCUAGUGCAGACAGCACUCAGGUUAUACAGGCUUUUCUUCUAAAAACAAUGUCUAGUUUGUAUAGUAUGGACUAUUAUAGAGACAUUUUAUUCAGUUACAUUCUAGACAUAAUACACAGCAAGUACCAUUUGAAUGCCAUCAUACAGCAUGCACACGUCCUAGAGAAUAGAACAGAUGGCGUAUGUGAAUACUUGAUAGAUAAUGAAAAAGGAAUAGAUAUGCACAGGCUGUAUCUAAAUGAGAUAGACCGAUACGGCAGUGUAUUUGACAGAGUGUACGGCUAUCACAAGUUUCUGUGCGAGUACAUUAAUAAGAUAGUGAAAAAUCAGAUAGCAGAGGAAAAUAUCAACACAGCAGAGUACAAAAGUGUAUACAGCAAAGAGUAUCUGGGCUGCAAGAGAAGCAGGGAUAUGCAAGAGCUAAAUCUGUACAAAUACACUGUCAAUGCGAACAUAGAGUACUUCCGGCACUUGCUAGCGAUUAGCAACUACGAAAAAAAUAGAAAAGAAAUUUCUCUAAUGCUUCUCAGAGAGCUGUACCAGGAAAGAUCACAUGACUAUUACUUAAUCAAUGACCUGGCGCUGAUAUUAACAGAGAAAAACGAAAGUAUACAUUUUGUUGACAAAUAUCUCAGGACAGCACACAGCAUGGAUAGCACAAACCUGUUUUUGAUAAGCAUGAAAUACCACAAAAAGCAAGGCAACUGGGAGAUAGUCGAAAGAAGAGCAAAGGAAAUUCUGGCACAGAAAUACGAGUAUAAGAUAAAAAUGGCGCUGGCAGAGGCCCUGUCAGUGCAGAAGAAGUACAAAUAUGCAAUAAAAAUUGUAGAAGAGGUGGAAAGCGAUGAAAUGGAGAAAAACCAAACAAAAACACAUGAGCUAUCAGAGAUGUCCAUUUUAAGCAAGAGCACUAUAACGGAUGAGAGCAGCAGUAGACUGGCGAGUGUGCGCAUAUUCAAGGCAUAUUUACACAUAAAAAUUGGGAAAUUAGAAGAGGCUCUGGAGAUAAUCAAUGCCCUGCUAGAAGAAAACCUUGAAGAAUCAAAGAAGAACAAAGCCAUUCAGUACAAGAAAUACAUACAUGCUAUACAGAUAAGAGAGGCAAUAUGCACAGAAGAAGUAGAAAGCGUGCUAAAAAUAACAGAAGAAUACAGCAAGCUAAAAAGAAAGUGCAGUGGAGAUGAGAAAUGGACAGAAAUGGGGGCAAUCAUAGGCAUAUCAGAUGCAUACGUAGAGCUGGUGGAUAAAAUACUUAAAAACGAGACUGGAGCAGAAAACAGGCUAACUGAAUAUCUAUCAACAGAUGACCAGCAAGAGCUAAUAACACUGAGCAAACUACUGCUUCUACUGGCCAGUGUGAACAACGAGCUAAACAAUCCUGUGCUGCACAACGCAGUCUCCCACUGCAUUAAAAAAGCGAACCUCCAGGGAGAAACAAAAGAGUCUCUAGAGGUUGAGCUCUUGCUGAGAAUGAUAAGAGACGAAGAUAUAGAAGACUACUACCAAGACAGCAGAAAGUCGGAGGAAACACCCUUUGCAAGAAUCCUACUAUCGAUUCUCUAUGACCCCACAAGCCUUGCGCCAAUAACGCGAGAGUAUCUGAAGAGCACAACGAUCAUGGACACUGAAAUGCUAAAGGUCCUGGCAAAGAUCAUAUCAGAGCAAAACAACCCGCGAGACAAUGCAGACCUUGAGGCAAUAUUCCUGCAUCUGUGCCGAAGAUACAGCGCAGAAGAGAAGGAGGUCAACUGGCUCUACAAAUUGCUAAAAAUUAAAAACUAG